AUGAGCGCUAUAGACGACAAAAAGGCAGCUGAGAGACAGGAGAGGUUGAUUAAAUGGAAACAUAAGAAACAAGAGCAGGAUAUUUUGAAACAGAAAAAUGGUCAUAAUUCAGAGAACGAAGGUCGUAGUAUAACUGCAGCCCAGGGCAAUCCUGAUGGUACUAUUGAGAUGAAAGAUGCAGAUAAGAUGGCAGAACGAAGAAAGAAGUUAGAAAUGUGGAAACGAAAGAGGCAGGAACAAGAUGCGUUGAAAAAUAGAAGUAAUGAUAAUGUUGAGAGAGUCUCAAUUGCUAAGACUGGGGAGAGGGUACCGGUAGUGACAAGAAAAUCCACAUCGGAAGCUAGAGAUAUUGAGGACGUGGGUGAAGGACCAAAUGGGUAUAAUUCCCAUUCAGGUAAAAAAUCAAGCAGGAUUGGUUGGAACUCAAAGAAGCAAACGAAGAAAAGAUCGAUUUUUGAUGAUAGUGAUGAUGAGAUUGAACCGUCCAAGUUGAAAUUAUUUAAGCCGGGAACAGAGAUCAGGACUGAAUCAAAGGUAGAAGAGGAGACGGAGGACACCCUUGAGGCGUUUAUGAAGUCCUUGGAUGUUAAGGAAAAUAAGUUGCAAAAUGUAACGGAGGUUUUCUAUCAAGAUGACGAGGACACUGUCACAUUUGACUUCAAUCGGACUGAAUCUGAAUCUGGGACUGAAUUUGUACGUAUAGCUAAAAUAAAGGCUCGAAAGCAACUAAAGACUGUUCAUUAUAGCAAAGCUGAUUUAGAGCCAUUUGUGAAGAAUCUAUACCAUGAACCGGAAGAAAUCUGUUUAAUGACGGAUGAGGAGAUGGCCGACCUCAGACUAAGCUUGGAUAAUACUACUGUAAAAGGUCUCAAUUGUCCGGGACCUAUAACCAAGUGGACACAUUUAGGCCUUACAAGUGAUGUCAUGGAUUUACUUGUUAAGGAAUUUCAAUUUAACUUUCCCACACCAAUUCAAUCGCAAGCUAUACCCGCCAUUAUGUCUGGAAGGGAUAUUAUCGGUAUUUCAAAGACUGGUUCGGGUAAAACUGUAUCCUUUUUACUGCCACUAUUGAGACAGAUAAAAUCACAACGUCCUCUUAGAGUUGGAGAAACAGGCCCUAUAGGUUUAUUGCUUGCUCCUACAAGGGAAUUAGCAGUACAAAUCCAUGAAGAAGUUGUAAAAUUCACCGCUGCUAAUCCAAGAAUUAAAUCCAUCUGUUGUACUGGUGGUUCAGAGAUAAAAAAGCAAAUCAAUGAUAUCAAAAGGGGUAUUGAAAUUAUUGUUGCUACGCCAGGCCGUUUCAUUGAUCUAUUAAGUCUAAAUUCCGGUAAUUUGGUGAACCCGAAAAGGAUAGUUUUUGUAGUUUUGGAUGAAGCGGACAGGCUAUUUGAUCUAGGUUUUGAACCGCAAGUAAAUCAAAUCAUGAAAUGUAUCCGGCCUGACAAGCAAUGCGUUUUAUUCAGCGCUACAUUUCCUACAAAGCUGAAAAGUUUUGCAUCCAAGAUUUUGCAUAAUCCAAUACACAUAACCAUAAAUUCUAAAUCUUUAAUUAAUGAGAAUAUUGAACAACGAGUUGAAAUAUUUGGAGAUGAAGAGAGUAAAUUUAAGUCUCUAUUACACUGGCUAGUGCCAACACAAACUCGUGAAGUUGAUGAAAAGACAAUUAUAUUCGUAUCCAGUCAGCAAAUAUGUGAUUUUCUAUCAAAUCGACUAGAAGUAAAUGGGCUUGGCACUUUUUCCAUUCAUGCUGGUAAGCCGUUCAAUGAAAGAACUUGGAACUUGCGAAGCUUCAAAGAAACCAAAAAUGGCAUUUUAAUCUGUACAGAGGUACUAUCUAGAGGUUUGAACGUACCUGAGGUUUCCCUUGUUCUAAUUUACAAUGCAGCAAAAUCAUUUGCGCAAUAUGUUCAUACAACUGGAAGAACCGCCAGAGGUACUAACAAAGGCAUGGCAGUAACAUUAUUAAUGAACAACGAAUUGGCAGCGUCUUAUAUAUUAAUGAAGUCUAUGCGUGAUGAGGAAAUAAACAAGCACCAUCACGCAACAAUUUCCAAGUUGCAACAAAUGAGUGAUCAGUUUAAUGAAGGGUUAAAAACCGGCGAAUAUCGGUUGGCAAAGGGUUUUGGAGGAAAAGGCUUAGAUCAUUUGGAUAAGGUUAAUGAGGAGAAGCAUACAGAAGAACGCAGACAUUUUGAUGCUGAUUCUGGUACUGCUUCUAACGAUAUAUCCGAGCCGGGACAAGAUGUCGCUGUUACUGAAGAAUCACAGAGUGUCUCUGUCCCAAGGUUAGAUUAUUCAAUAAAAAAAAUGGUUAAUCCGGAUGGUACAUCAACAUAUUUUGCACACGUCCAGAUUAAUGACUUGCCUCAAGUGGUUAGAUGGGAAGCUACCAAGUUCACAACGUUGUCUUCUAUAAAACAUGAAACGGGUUGUAGCAUAACCAACAAAGGACGUUUUUAUCCCAGUGGACAAGGGCCACAUGAUACAACCGAUGAACCGAAACUCUAUUUGCUGGUUGAAUCUGCAAAUGACAAGGACAUAUCCUUAGCAAUUGAGCUUUUGGAAACUAAAGUCAGAGAGGGAGUACGUAAAUCAAACAUUCAAGAGAUUAGAUCGAACAAAUACACUAUAUAA
Eremothecium cymbalariae DBVPG#7215 is the source of this 2634-nucleotide messenger RNA. RefSeq names its product DEAD-box RNA helicase PRP5 (gene PRP5). The transcript has a single exon. The record is from RefSeq and is a predicted model, not a curated record. Gene Ontology annotation, cellular component: nucleus. Lineage: Eukaryota; Fungi; Ascomycota; Saccharomycetes; Saccharomycetales; Saccharomycetaceae. Bases 1 to 2634 code for a protein of 877 amino acids. Gene Ontology annotation, biological process: mRNA splicing, via spliceosome. Gene Ontology annotation, molecular function: nucleic acid binding; ATP binding; RNA helicase activity.